UGGAUUCCAUGCAUAUGAUCACACAACCUAAGACUGGUCAUUGUAUGCAUCAACCAAUUGUUGCGUGCCACAUCAUCGACUGACAGAUUGCUAUAACAUAUGAUGUGGUUAACUGAUGCGUUAAAUACCUAUCCAGGUGUUGUAAGAUCUGGACAGAGGACCGCACCCAUAAGCAUUUGUUUGCUUUGCUUUUUGUAGAGGUCCAUUGGCAGCACCUCUGCCACAUACCUAUCCCAGGCCCCCUAUAGUCCCUACAGGAGUAUGGUGCCUUCCUAUAACCAGCUGGCUGCCAGCUCUCUACUCAGCCAGCAGUAUACUGCUGCCUUGGGUAUGGGAGCAGGACUUCACAGCCUUCCAGUGAGAAGAGGCCUGGUGGUAGAGCAGGCUGUCCAGACAGUACCAGCGGAUAAUUCUGUCCACAGAAGUGGCCAUUCUGCCUCCCAGCAGCAAAGAACGGAGUCUGGUCAGCCUCCCGAAUGCUCUGGCAGAGAUGAUCCUCAGUCUCAGAGGACGACUGCCUCCAGUGCAUUGUCCCAGCCAUAUCCGCGACAGCAGGAAGAAUGAAGAAUCCUCCACAAUAGUAUGGGGCUUGCCUGUCCUAGCCACUCGGUAGCUCACCAUAGAAGACGCUUCUAGACCCUUCUUAUUAAUGAUAAGAUUAAUGAUGUCUUACCACUCAAAACUCAUCUUAAUUCUCACUCAAAAUACUCCCGUGGCUUUUUUUUUUUCCAAAUUGGCAUGAUUUGAUCUCUCGAUGUCUGCGCAAGAGUGAAGGUUUCAUCGAGUUCUGAGAUAGUACUUUUGCACAUAUAACACACUGUGGCUGAGGAAAGGCACUACUUCCAAUAUAAGUGAAACCCAAAUCAAUGCAGUUCUCAUCAUAUUGUGCCUCUUCUAUGGUCCAACGUCCCUGUCUGUUGUUUGGUGCUUUCCUGGGUAAUGGGGCAGUAGCUCUUCGGCUGCAUCAGAUUCACAACUGUCAGUGUUCAUGCUAGCUAGGCUAACAACAAACAUAGAAUUAUUGAGCAUAGCAUUGAAUGUGCUUGUGGAAGCAGAACAACUUGUGUCGUCAACAGGUGCAGGUGUAGUACUGUUGGUAGUAGCAGUACUACCAGUAGAGCUGGUAUGUGUCUUUAUGGACGCGGGCCUUACUAAAUGGACUGUUCUAAAAUGUGAACAAAAAAAUGUUUAAACAACCAAAAAAGUAUUAUUAUGAAUAUAUUUAUUCCCGUGAAUCAUAUUUGUAUUUGACGUACCCCCAACGGCAUUGCACCCCAAUUUGGGAAUACCUGAACUUGACAGGCAGACAACUUCGUCCAUUGCUUCCACCAUCACAGUGUAUUUUUCUGCAGUCUGUGCACAAGUGAUAAACAGAGUAAAAUAGGGAUUGGUCCGAUGGUGGUAAAGCACCAGGUGAUUUGCAUACAAAAACAGUCAAAUCAGAUACCUCACAUGUUGUUGUUCUAGUGUUAUGCAACACUUACAGUGCAUUCAGAAAGUAUUCAGACCACCUGACUUUUUCCACAUUUUGUUACGUUACAGCCUUAUUCUUAAAUUGAUU
Oncorhynchus gorbuscha (pink salmon) is the source of this 1561-nucleotide messenger RNA. Its product is annotated as protein LSM14 homolog B-B-like. The transcript is spliced from 3 exons. The coding region runs from base 262 to 564 and encodes 100 amino acids. NCBI's taxonomy places the organism in Eukaryota, Metazoa, Chordata, Actinopteri, Salmoniformes, Salmonidae. The record is from RefSeq and is a predicted model, not a curated record.